UCUUCUACCUACGCCAACAACUUUUGCUACUCUUUACUGUGUUCCCGUUUGCGUGUUGGCCUACAGACCUAAUUUUUUGCGUGCGUUGUGCGCGGCUCCGUGAAUAGUUUUUCCCGAAAAAUAAAAAAUAAACCACAAACCAAAUGAGAGGGAGAGUGCAAAAUAGAGAUUAAAGUGAAAGUAAAUGGUGCGAAAAGAACUCUCAACAAUCGAGCGCUAGUCUGUGUAUAAAAUAAUUCUCCAUGUGUCCAUAACGGGAGUGGAGUGGACGGACUGUGUUGUGCCCCAUCGUGCUGUGUUCGUCGGGUUCUCGCUGUGUGUUUUCUGCUGCUAAUGUGCAAUUUUUAUGAAAUUAUCACAGAAUGAGGCAAGGCGAUAGAUAGCGCUGUUGUUGUGUCAUAGAAUUGGAGCAGCAAGCAGCAACAAAAAAUUAGCAGCUAGGCAGCAGCCUCCGCCCCCCCUCCGUAAAAGUAAACGCAACAACAAGUUCCCCUCUAUAUCUCUAUCUGUGUUUGCCUGGUGCCUGUGUGUGUACCCACACAGAAAACUGUGCUGUGUGUGUUAUAGGAAUUGCAAUUUAUAUGUACCGAGCUUUUCGCUUGUUGCGCGCGUGCGACGAUUGUGCAAGAAGAGUUUCCUAUUUCCCAUUGCAAUAAUUUCAUUCUCGCCUGUCCUCCGUUGUGUGUGCGUUCCUCCCAAAAACCAAAAUUCGAUGUGAGAAAGACCAGGCCAAAGAGGAAAUAGGCGAAACAAGCCAGCGAAUAGCAAGAGAAUCGCGAGAACUGGCGCAGUAGCGCACAAAAAAAAGAACGAAUAGUGAGAACAACACAAAAAAAAUAAAAUCGCAAAUGCGUUCGGCGUCGCUGGCUGUGUGUGUGUGCGUGUCCGCGUCUGGGCCUGGUGUCUGUGUGAGGGGGGCGCAAAAAAUAUGCUAAAAAAGCUUUCGUCGUUGCCUCCGUUGUCGUCGUCGUCGUCGCAGCAGCAGCAGCAGCUGCUCGCACAGGCGGAAACUGUUGCUGCAGGCCGUGGCAGAACCAGAGCGAGAGAGGAAGAGAUACACCGAGUGGAGAGGGAGUGAGCGAGAGAUCGAUCCGCCGAAAGGGAGACAGCAUUAUGAAUCACACGCAAGCUUUGUUUUGCGAAUUAUAAAUUCGCCUUCUCCACGAAUUCCCAUGUGAAGCGGAGGACCGACAACAAAAUAGAGAGACACACAGAGGGAAAGAGAGAGAAACAAAAGCGAAAACCAACAAAAGUCCAAGACAUAAUAAUAGAACUUUUGCUUUCGGUUCCAACUGGUUUUUGUAUGCCCAAAGAGAGCUAAGGAGAGCGGGCGAGAGAGCGAGACCCAACCAGACAACAAAGAGGCGGCAGCUUCCAGCGCUGCUUCUUCUUCUUCUCUUCUCUGCGAUCGUCUUGGAAUCAUAGCUGCAAACCGGGCGCAUGCGCAGAAGCCAAAACGAAGGAACGAGAACGUGUCGCAGUCAGCGUCAACGUCAACGUCAGCUGCAUGAAAGGUUCUUUUAAGUGUAAGAAAUUAUACAAAUAAUUCUACUACCGUUACCUGCCACCAAUCACCAAUCCAGCAACAAUACACAUCACAACGAAACGUACAAAAAUAAAAGUUAUACCAUAUAUACUAGAUAUAUAGAAAGAAUAUACCCACCCCCCUUUAUAAGAUGGACACCUUCAAUGUACCUUUGCUGGCGGAGAGCACCAGCAGCAGCAGCAACUAUGCGACAGCAGCAGUCACAGAGGCCACAACAAGCAGCAGCCAUCAUCAUCACCUGCAGCAGCAGCAGCAUCAACAGCAGCAACAGCAACAGCAGCAGCAGCAACAGCAACAACAUCUCAUGGCCCACCAUCACAAGGAUCAAAUGCUGGCGGCGGGAAGUAGCCCCAUGCUGCCGUUCCUCAGCUAUUCGCAGCUGCAGCUGCAGCAAAAGGAUAAUCCUGCCACCAGCAGCAGCAAUGGCGCAACUGCAGCAUCCGACGGAGCAGAGGCAGCAGCGGCAGCAAUAGCCACAGAUAACUUUGAUGGCAGCCAAUUGGAUGGUGGCAUCUCUCUGAGCGGCCUCUGCGAUCGCUUCUUUGUGGCCAGUCCCAAUCCCCAUAGCAAUAGCAACAUGAUCCUAAUGGGCUCCACCACUCCAACAACCACAACAACCACCCAAAACAACAGCAUCAACCACAACCACAACAACAACAACAACAACAAUUUGGAGGCUAAAAACGGAACCAGCCACACAGGUGGGGGGGCUCCGCAAUCGGGGCAGAGAAGCGGAGGAUCAGUCAUCAUCCAGUCGGUGACCGUUCCCUCAUUUGCCAACAUCCUGUUCUCCCACCGAACAUCCCAGGGCACAGCCAAUGAAUGCAUCGAUCCGUCGCUGCUGCAGAAAUCCACGCUGUCCAGCAGCUCCAUCAUAGAGUACCAUCAGCUGAAGCCCCUGGCAGCGAGUGCCACCAAUUCGGGGUCCGUUUCCACCACCAAUUUCCUGUCCUCGAACACCGUUCAGCUGUUGGACUUCGAUGUGCAAGGCACAUCCAAGGAUGAUAGCCACAUAAGCACCACCACAACCAUCGCAGGAGUGGGAAUAGGUUCGGGAUCAGGAUCGGGAUCGGGCUCGGGAUCCGGUUCGGGUGCAGCAACAACAACAACAACAAUCACUGCCAAUCAGACAAGAAGCUCGUUGCACAGCAUCGAGGAAUUGGCUGCCAGCUCCUGUGCUGCACCCAAAGCCACCCAAUCAACCCACGGGAAUGGGAACGAGAACCACAGUACAACGCAUCAGCAGCAACAGCAACAGCAGCAGCAACACAUGCAACAAAGUGGCAACCACAGUGGAUCCAAUCUCAGCUCCGAUGAUGAGUCCGUUUCGGAGGAUGAGUUCGGCCUGGAAAUCGAUGAUCACGGAGGCUACCAGGACACCACCUCCUCCCACUCGCAGCAGAGCGGCGGUGGGGGCGGCGGCGGUGGCGGAGCUGGCGGCAACAUCCUGAACGGCAGCUCGGGCAGCAGCUCCGGGUACAUGCUGCUGCCGCAGGCGGCCAGCUCCAGCGGCAACCCCAAUGCCGCCCACAUGUCCUCGGCCAGCGGAUCCGUUGGCAAUGCCAACGGGCCCAACGGCGGCGGCGGCGGCGGUUCCGGUCCUGGCAAUGCCAUGGGCGGCACGAGCGCCACCCCGGGCCACGGCGGCGAAGUGAUCGACUUCAAGCACCUGUUCGAGGAGCUGUGCCCCGUGUGCGGCGACAAGGUCAGUGGCUACCACUACGGCCUGCUCACCUGCGAGUCCUGCAAGGGCUUCUUCAAGCGGACGGUCCAGAACAAGAAGGUCUACACCUGCGUGGCGGAGCGGUCGUGCCACAUCGACAAGACGCAGCGCAAGCGGUGUCCCUACUGCCGCUUCCAAAAGUGCCUGGAGGUGGGCAUGAAGCUGGAGGCUGUUCGAGCGGAUCGGAUGCGGGGUGGCAGGAACAAGUUCGGACCCAUGUACAAGCGGGAUCGGGCGCGGAAGCUGCAGGUGAUGCGUCAGCGGCAGAUCGCCCUCCAGGCGCUGCGCAACUCGAUGGGGCCGGACAUCAAGCCGACGCCGAUCUCGCCGGGCUACCAGCAAGCAUAUCCAAAUAUGAACAUUAAGCAGGAAAUCCAAAUACCUCAGGUAUCCUCACUCACCCAGUCGCCGGACUCGUCGCCCAGCCCCAUUGCCAUUGCUCUGGGCCAGGUGAAUGCCAGCGCGGGAGGAGUGAUAGCCACGCCCAUCAAUGCCGGAAACGGGGGCAGUGGCGGCGGCGGCGGCGGCGGUGGCGGCCUGAACGGCCCCAGUUCCGUGGGCAAUGGCAAUAGCAGCAACGGCAGCAGCAGCAACAACACCGGCAGCAGCACAGGCAACGGGGCAGGUGGCGCCGGUGGCGGCGGCGGUGGCAACAAUGCGGGCGGCGGCGGCGGCAAUAACAGCUCCACCGACGGCCUGCAUCGCAACGGCGGCGGCAACGGCAACUGCCACGAAGCUGGAAUAGGAUCUCUGCAGAACUCGGCCGACUCGAAACUGUGCUUCGAUUCCGGCACUCAUCCAUCGAGCACGGCCGAUGCGCUUAUCGAGCCACUAAGAGUCUCCCCGAUGAUACGAGAAUUUGUGCAAUCGAUCGACGAUCGGGAAUGGCAGACGCAGCUGUUCGCACUGCUGCAGAAGCAGACCUACAACCAGGUGGAGGUGGAUCUCUUUGAGCUGAUGUGCAAGGUGCUCGAUCAGAAUCUGUUCUCGCAGGUGGACUGGGCAAGGAACACGGUCUUCUUUAAGGAUCUGAAGGUCGAUGAUCAAAUGAAGCUGCUGCAACACUCCUGGUCGGACAUGCUGGUCCUCGACCAUCUGCACCAUCGCAUCCACAACGGGCUGCCCGAUGAGACGCAGCUGAACAACGGCCAGGUCUUCAAUCUACUCAGUCUGGGCCUGUUGGGCGUGCCGCAGCUGUCCGAUUAUUUCAACGAGAUACAGAACAAGCUGCAGGAUCUGAAAUUCGACAUGGGCGACUAUGUCUGCAUGAAAUUCCUAAUACUUUUAAAUCCAACUGUACGCGGCAUUGUCAACAGGAAGACCGUGUCGGAGGGACAUGAUAAUGUGCAGGCGGCCCUGCUGGACUACACCCUCACCUGUUAUCCUUCAGUCAAUGACAAAUUCAGUAGGCUAGUGAACAUCCUACCGGAUAUCCAUGCCAUGGCCGCACGCGGCGAGGAGCACCUCUACAUCAAGCACUGUGCCGGCAGUGCGCCCACCCAGACGCUGCUCAUGGAGAUGCUGCACGCCAAGCGGAAGGUGUAGGGCCACGUGGAGCACUAUAUGGAAUACUUAAAUCAUUUAUGAAAUGUAAAUAACAAGGCAGGAAAAUGGGGAAAAACCAACCCCAGAGGCAGAGGCAAAACGACAGAACCCGAACCAUAACCAGAACCAAAACCAGAAUGUGGAAAAUGUCAAAUGCUUUGCGAAUGCGGAACGGCAGGAGGAGAGAGGAGAGAACGAGAAUUCCAUAUAGAGUGUACUAUAUGGAGAAUGCAUCAUCACUACUACCACCAACUAUCAAUCACACCAAUAAACACACACACACAUAAACACCACACUCUACACACACAUACACAUUUGUUGAUUCAAUGUUAAUUAUUAUUAUGUUUAUGGCUAGGUCUAGAUUACGUUUACGUUUAACUAAUUAAUUAAUUCGCUUUUUUUUUUGUCUUAAAUUAAUGCGUGUCUUAUUUUAAGUACCUCUGAUGGAACACACAGUUAAACAUUAUACGAUUAUGUAUUGUAUGGAUCUAUAGAGCAACAGAACAGAGGAGAAAAGAAACCCAACUUCUUUAGGAACUAACAAAACGAAAUGAAAAUCAACAAAAAAACAAAACAAAACAAA
This is a messenger RNA of Drosophila miranda, 5397 nucleotides long. RefSeq names its product nuclear hormone receptor FTZ-F1 (gene ftz-f1). Gene Ontology annotation, molecular function: zinc ion binding; nuclear receptor activity; RNA polymerase II cis-regulatory region sequence-specific DNA binding. The transcript has 10 exons. The coding region runs from base 1677 to 4814 and encodes 1045 amino acids. Gene Ontology annotation, biological process: hormone-mediated signaling pathway; regulation of transcription by RNA polymerase II; tissue development. The record is from RefSeq and is a predicted model, not a curated record. NCBI's taxonomy places the organism in Eukaryota, Metazoa, Arthropoda, Insecta, Diptera, Drosophilidae. Gene Ontology annotation, cellular component: RNA polymerase II transcription regulator complex.